This is a messenger RNA of Amaranthus tricolor (Joseph's coat), 2605 nucleotides long. Its product is annotated as ABC transporter F family member 4-like. The transcript has 2 exons. The coding region runs from base 261 to 2408 and encodes 715 amino acids. Gene Ontology annotation, molecular function: ATP hydrolysis activity; ATP binding. The record is from RefSeq and is a predicted model, not a curated record. NCBI's taxonomy places the organism in Eukaryota, Viridiplantae, Streptophyta, Magnoliopsida, Caryophyllales, Amaranthaceae.
AAAAUUUGGAGACUUUUUUAAGGGUAUUCUUCUAUUCGGCUCGCUAUUCGUGACCUAAAUUCUUUCCGGGUUAAGAUAGAGUCCCAACUGCACCGCAACUCUUUGGCUUUAACAUCUACCGCACACGAACUUCAUCGCCGACAAAACUCCAUAGCUCAACACAAACUCGAGAAAUUCAUAAGAUUCUUUGUUAAAUAUCUCUGUAUUCUCGUUAGUUCUUCUGCAUAAUCAACUGCUAAAACUAAAAGUUAUCCUUUCAAAUGGGAAAGAAAAAAUCGGAUGAUACUGGAACCUCAACAAAAGGUCAUUCUUCUAAGGAGGGGAAGAAAGAGAAGCUGUCUGUUUCAGCCAUGCUUGCUAACAUGGAACAAAAGACAGAUAAACCAAAAAAGGCUGCUGCAUCUAGCAAACCUAAGGCAAAAGCUGUUUCAUCUUAUACAGAUGAUAUAGAUCUUCCUCCAUCGGAUGAUGAUGAUGAUGACUACUAUGGCUCAGAAGGAGAGCUACAACAGGAAAACAAUCAUAGCCGAAAGGCAGAGUCCAUGAUACUCGAAACUUCAGUGACUGAUAAAGAGUUGAAAAAACGGGAGAAGAAAGACAUGUUGGCCACCCAGGCUGCUGCAUUGGCCAAAAAGGAGGCCUUGAAGGAUGAUCGGGAUGCAUUUACUGUUGUCAUUGGAAGUCGUGCUUCUACGCUUGAGGGUGGAGAUGAUGCUGAUGCUAAUGUCAAAGAUAUAACUCUUGAGAACUUUUCUGUUUCUGCUCGCGGAAAAGAUCUCUUAAAGAAUGCAUCGUUGAAAAUCUCUCAUGGAAAGAGGUAUGGUCUGGUUGGACCUAAUGGGAAAGGGAAGUCUACUCUUUUGAAGCUUUUAGCUUGGAGAAAGGUUCCUGUGCCUAAGAAUAUUGAUGUUUUACUGGUUGAACAAGAAAUAGUUGGUGAUGAUAGAACAGCACUUGAAGCUGUUAUUUCUGCUAAUGAAGAAUUGGUGAGACUAAGGAAAGAGGCUGCAUCCUUGCAGAAUGCUGCAUCUGCAGAUGAUUUAGCAGAUGAUGAAGGGGAUGACACAGGAGAGAGACUAGCUGAAUUAUACGAGCAGCUAAAUGUCUUGGAUGCAGAUGCUGCUGAGGCCCAGGCAUCUAAAAUUCUGGCUGGUUUAGGGUUCACGAAAGCUAUGCAGGCACGAGCUACGAAAUCAUUCAGUGGAGGAUGGAGAAUGAGAAUCUCACUAGCUAGAGCACUUUUUAUGCAGCCUACUCUUUUGUUGCUUGAUGAACCUACAAACCAUCUAGAUCUUAGGGCAGUCCUUUGGUUAGAAGAGUAUUUAUGUCGGUGGAAGAAAACUCUAAUAGUUGUUUCUCAUGACCGCGAUUUCCUCAACUCUGUUUGUAGUGAAAUUAUACAUCUUCAUGACAUGAAGCUUCAUUUAUACAGAGGUAAUUUCGAUGAUUUUGAGAGUGGAUAUGAACAGCGUCGAAAAGAAGUCAAUAAAAAAUAUGAAGUUUAUGAAAAGCAAUUGAAGGCUGCAAAAAGGUCUGGAAAUCAGGCUCAGCAGCAAAAGGUGAAGGAGAGAGCAAAAUUUGCCGCAUCAAAGGAAGCAUCCAAGAAAAGGAAUAAAGGAAAAGUGGAUGAAGAUGAAUUAGUGCAAGAAGCCCCGAGCAAAUGGAGAGAUUAUACUGUAGAGUUUCACUUCCCAGAACCCACUGAACUUACCCCUCCACUCCUCCAGCUCAUUGAAGUCAGUUUUAGCUAUCCAAAUCGACCUGACUUCAAGCUUUCUAAUGUUGACGUGGGUAUUGAUAUGGGUACCCGUGUUGCUAUUGUGGGACCUAAUGGUGCAGGAAAAUCAACCCUGCUCAACCUCUUGGCAGGUGAUUUGUAUCCAACUGAAGGUGAGUCGAGGAGGAGUCCGGCGUUGAGAAUAGGAAGAUAUUCACAACACUUUGUUGAUCUUUUGAUAAUGGAUGAAACUCCUGUCCAGUAUCUCCUUCGUUUACACCCACAGCAAGAAGGGAUGAGCAAGCAAGAAGCUGUUCGAGCUAAGCUAGGCAAAUUCGGGCUUCCUAGUCAUAACCACCUUACCCCAAUUGCAAAAUUGUCAGGAGGUCAGAAAGCAAGGGUUGUCUUUACUUCCAUAUCAAUGUCGAAACCCCAUAUUCUGCUGUUAGAUGAACCUACAAAUCACUUGGAUAUGCAAAGUAUUGAUGCUCUUGCAGAUGCUGUAGACGAGUUUACUGGGGGCGUUGUGUUGGUUAGUCACGACUCACGGCUGAUUUCACGUGUUUGUGAAGAUGAAGAGAGGAGUCAAUUAUGGAUAGUGGAAGAUGGAAGUGUUAGAACAUUUCCAGGAUCAUUUGAGGAGUACAAAGAGGAUCUUCAGAAGGAGAUCAAGGCUGAAGUGGAUGCCUAAAGGACCCUGUAAUGUCUCAGCUUUGCUUCAUUUUUAACUUAUGAGGCUAUAUAAUUUUGCUUUUAUAUUUUUCAUCUACCUUGUAGUUUUCCAUCUGCGACAUGCAUUUUUUUGAGUGAAUGUAUAAAGACGGCAGGCGUAUCAAACAAGUACUCUUUUAUUAUUAAUAAUAAUAAUUGAACAUCUGAUUUUCUCUU